Molecule: messenger RNA, 14687 nt
Organism: Bactrocera tryoni
Lineage: Eukaryota; Metazoa; Arthropoda; Insecta; Diptera; Tephritidae
Gene: Dhc1
Product: dynein heavy chain 5, axonemal
Biological process (GO): microtubule-based movement
Cellular component (GO): dynein complex
Molecular function (GO): minus-end-directed microtubule motor activity; dynein intermediate chain binding; dynein light intermediate chain binding
Source: RefSeq, a predicted model, not a curated record
ACACGUUGAAUACAGUAACUAUCUAAAUGAUUGAGACAAUUUUUGUGUGUGAAAUCUGUUAAUUGCUUGCUUUAAAUUUUGAUUUUUGUGCACGUUUUUGUGUUAAAUGUAAAUCGCAGUGUGAAGACAAUGUUUGUACAUAAAAACACUCGGGCGCAGUUCGCCCAGCAUGCGGCAGCAAUACGAGGCGACAGCAGCUCCGAGGACGAGGAAGAAGGAGGCGAUGCAUUGCAGAGACGCCGUGAAGAAUGCGAACGAAAAGCUCGACGAGGGGAAAUGGAUCCCCGUUUGGAGUUCACAUUCCAACUGUUAAUAGAUGCAACUCAAUUGCCAAGGCAUCAACUAAUGGAUUAUAUAUUCGAAGGGGACAUGUUGGACGAAAUCAAUCAACUCUUUUUACCCAAUAUGAAAAAUAAAGUUCUGUGGUUUUAUCAGGAGGUGGACGAGCCGGAACCACAACCAGCGCAGGAUCCCAACAAACCUGGACCCUCGCGUAGUGGCAUCGCAUCGAGCUGCUCAAAAACACCACAGGGGUCAUCACCCAGCGGAUUUUCGCCGCCGAAACCGAAAAAAUUGUUUCUAACUGAUGGAUGGACUUGUGCUUUUACUGGGAUUUGUAUUUACAUCUUUCGCGUGAAUACUUCAAAACAAUUGCCUGAGGAAGGAUUUCAAAAGGAUUUAUAUUGCGGCGUUAUCGAUGCGAAAAAUAUCGGACUUGUCACCUCUAUUGAGCGUAUUGUUGAGUACGUAUUCAUGCAGGCCUUAGCAUUCCCUAGUUUAGAAGGGGAUGAGGACGAUGUAAGUUGUGGACUGAUAAAAGGACAGUUGUUACCGGGUUUGAGAUCAUUUUGUAGUGCUUUGCGUGUUUGUGAGCAAGUUUGCGAUCAUGUUAAUAUAUUUGACGACAAAUGUGAUAUGUUCGAGAAGAUUGAACGCGUCGAAGAGGUCAAGGAUAUGGCGAAAAAUCAAGAGUUUUGUGUGCAACUGGAAGAGCGCGUAAAUAAUUGGAUAAAGGGUGUUAUGAAGAUACUUGGUGAAAGCGAACAGUUGCGCAAAGAGAACGAUUCAAGUGGACCACAGGAUGAGUUGGAGUAUUGGAAGAAGCGAGGUGCUCAAUUUUCGCAAUUGCUCGCACAUUUGCAAGAUCGCGAGGUGCAAUAUACAUUACAUUGCUUAUUUUUGGCUGGCUCCCGCGUUAUGCGAGUAUGGAAAGAAACUGAUCGAAAAAUAACAUUCUGCUACAACGAAGCACGUGAUAACUCAAAGUUCAUUCAGGCAAUGGAAACGUGUUGUCACUCUCUGUAUUUAGAUGAUCCGGUCUGCAUGAAACAGUCAAUACUAAGUCUACUUCAAACGGUGCGCCUUAUCUACAGUGUUUCACAAUUUUAUAACACAUCCGAGAGAACCUCUUCCCUCAUGGUGAAGAUUACUAACCAAAUGAUUGAGACUUGCAAGUCCUACAUAACAUGUCGAAGUAAAGAGACUAUUUGGUCACAAGAUCGCAAUGUUAUACGUACAAAAUUAGGCAAUUGCAUUAAGCUUAAUCAUAUAUACCAUGAAACAUACUACACUGUAAGGGAGCAACCCUUUUUGCCUAAUCAAACUCCGUUUGGUUUUUCGGAAAAUUUCGUUUUUGGAAAAUUUGAUACAUUUUGCGAUCGUCUAUCGAAAAUUAUUUCUAUGUUCAAUCUGAUCGAAGAUUAUACUCACCUAUUCGAACGUCGUUUGGAGGGUCUAUUGCUAGGUGAAACACUACAGGAUGCCAGCAAUCAUUUUGAGGAAGCUAAGAAAGAGAUUUUAUCGAAGAAAUAUGAUUACUUGGAUCAUCGAAAUGGCGAGUUCAAUGACGAUUUCGAACGUUUUAUGAGCAAAACCGACGCACUAAAGGACACUAUAGCCACACUUAUUGAAACCAAUUUUGACACGGUGUGGGAGACACCACAAUGCAUCCGAUUUCUUACCCGUUUUGAAAAGGUUAGUGAGAAGAUACCACUCAGCCGAAUGGAUGAAAAGUAUGUGCGCAUUAUAAAAUAUGUGGAUAAGGAAGUAGACAGGGUGAAUAAAAUGUUUAGGAAACAACGCGAUGAUCCGCCCGUUUGUAGAAAUUUCCCGCCAAUUGCCGGACGUAUCCGUUGGAGUCGCGCAUUGGAUGACCAUAUGAAAGAACUGAUGGAGGCCGUACUCGAUCAUAAGGUGCUGAGUGGAUUACCGUUAACAAAAGACUUGGAGAAUCGCUAUAAUAAUGUCACAACGUUGUUAAGAGAGUUCGAAACAGAGAUUGUGUCCAUUUGGCUAGAUCAGGAUGUUAGCGUCGCCGAUGCUUGUCUACUACAGCCACUGUUAGCUCUUCAAGGUGAUCGCUUAUUCGUCAAUUUGCAUCCCACUAUACCACUGCUGAUACGCGAAGCUAAGAUGUUGGCUAAGUUAAAUGUUGAAUUGCCAAUUGUGGCGGCCACACUGAUGAGCCGGCAAAAGUAUUUCACUACUAUACAGGACUCGUUGAAUUGCUUGAUCAAAAUGUUUUUGACAACCGUGCGCGCCGUCAAAUUGGAAGUGCGUCCUUUGUUUCUGCCACAAUUGGUGCGCCUAACAGCAAUGUUAAAGCCUGGCCUCCACACAAUAAAUUGGACUCAUCAAAAUUGGACGGAGUUCUAUGAGCGUUGUAAACGAGCAAUCGAGACUUUUAAUGUACUCGUAGCACGUGUGCACGACAUCUACUCCAACCGAAUAUUAAAUGUGCUCAUGUGGAUGCAGGAUGUCUCUUUACAGGUUUUGCCUGCAGAAGAUGAAAUUUGGACUGUGGAGGAGUUUUUGGAGAAAAGCGAAGAUGCUUGCAGACGGGCUGCGAUUGAAUUGAACCGCAAAAGUCAAAUGGUGUCGGAGGCAGUGGAGGAAGUUUUGAAUUUGGUUGACAAGGCGACUGAGACAUUCAAGCAAAUCGCAGGCGAUGAUAUAGUUACACUGUUUGAUGCUACUUCACGAAAUCAGACGCAACCAUCAUCUGCCCGGAAGGGAGAGGCAGAAGGCGGUGGAGCUGUUCCAAAUGCUGCUGGUGCUAGUGGAAGCGGUGGCGGUGGCGGUGGUGGUAGUGUGGGUACCCAGCAGCAAGAUUGGAGUAUAUUAUGGUCAUGCUUUGAGAAUCCUUUAACUCUUCUUUCGACCACGGAGAGUCUUCCCAAGGGAAUGCAAGAUAUGGUCUGCAAUGCAGUGGUGGAGAUGCGACGAUACUAUAGUCGAAAGGUAAUUGAUGUGCUGAUUAAGGUAAUACGUGGCGCGUUAGAUACUAUUAGGCGUCGGUUUAUUGACGAUGAGAAUGAGACCAUAUUGAAAAAGCCGAUAUUCGCACUAAAUGCGCAGUUGCAGAUCCCAAACGUGGUGAUCAAACCGAACCUUGAUGAGUUGCAAGAGAUACUGACAACCGCUGGUAAAAAUAUCACCGGUAUUGCCAAAGGCGUGGCACAGUGGACUAGCGGCAAAGAACCGGCAAGCAUAACAAACAAAAUAGCUGUUGAUACUGAACUAAGCUAAUUAAUUAUUUUGAUGUACUUCCAAUAGCAAGUGUCAACAACGCCUCAGCCACGAAUUGGACGAAAUCACAAUACCGGAAAUCGUGCACGUCGUCGCAAACUAUACACUCUGGCCUCGGAGGAACGUCCACAAAUGCCUCACAUGCUGAAAUCGUUUUAUGCCGCCAUCAUGGAUAAUAAAGAGGUGGCGAAGGCGCUAAAUUUGCUCUCAAAUUGUACAAAAAAUAUCAAACCCGAAAUACAAACCUACAUAAAACGUUGGAAACCAUACCAUUUCCUAUGGAAAAAUGAUCGUACAACUCGUCAAUUAAUGGAGUUUGGUUUGCAGGAAUUCGAAUCAACUUUACGGUGCUUGGCCGAGUUGGACGCCAAUUUGCUAGUAGAGCCCGAAAUGGAGGUGUUUGGUCAUUGUGUAUCCGUUUACAAUGAACGACUUAAAUAUGGAUUGGCCAUUGAGAUCAAAUCUUGUAAUCAUAAGAUCGGACAAGCUAUGAAGAAGAAAUACAAAAAAGAGAUGGACUACGUCUACGCGGUAAUCAAUGAAAUGGAUCGCAAGUUGGACAGGCCAAUACGUGAUCUCGAUGACGUGCGCAUGAUAAUGGAGACCUUAAGUAAAAUUAGAGAGCAAGAAGUUGAUAUGGAGUUGCGCAUUGAUCCAAUAGAAGAGGCAUUUAAUGUACUUACCCGCUUUGAGGUGCAAGUGGAACGUGAACAAUUCGAUUUGGUAGAUAACUUACGGAGUACUUUUCAAAAUUUAUUGUCUUGUGCCCUUCAAGCUCAAGUGAAACUGCUUGAUAUGCAACCGUCCUUUCAAGAUGAUCUCAAGAACAAUUUAGAGAAAUUUAAACAAGAUAAAAUACAAUACGUAAAUGAAUAUCGCAAUGCCGGUCCUAUGCAACCUGGGCUAACCCCACGUGAGGCCUCCGAUCGCUUAAUUUUAUUCCAAAAUCGUUUCGAGGGUAUGUGGCGUCGCCUGCAAACCUACCAGAAUGGUGAAGAAUUAUUUGGUUUACCCCAAACUGACUAUCCGGAAUUGGGUCAGAUACGAAAAGAAUUAAAUUUGUUGCAGAAACUCUAUAAACUGUAUAAUGAUGUCAUAGAUCGGGUGAGCAGUUAUUAUGAUAUACCAUGGAACGAAGUGGACAUCGAAGAGAUCAACAACGAACUAAUGGAGUUCCAGAAUCGGUGCCGUAAACUUCCAAAAGGUUUGAAGGAGUGGCCGGCUUUCCAUGCACUAAAGAAAACCAUCGACGAUUUCAAUGAUAUGUGUCCAUUAUUGGAGUUGAUGGCGAAUAAGGCAAUGAAGCCUCGACAUUGGCAACGCAUCAUGGACGUUACCAAAUAUAUCUUCGAAUUCGAUUCGGAAGGAUUCUCAUUGAAGAAUAUAUUGGAGGCGCCUCUGCUUAAACACAAAGAGGAUAUUGAAGAUAUUUGUAUUAGUGCAAUGAAAGAGAAGGAUAUCGAGGCUAAAUUAAAGCAAGUCACAAACGAAUGGUCCGUUCAUGAAUUACAAUUCAUGAGUUUCAACAACCGCGGUGAACUGUUACUGCGCGGUGAUACGACAGCUGAAACAAUAGGUCAGCUAGAAGAUAGCUUAAUGGUGUUGGGGUCAUUGUUAUCCAACCGCUACAACGCACCAUUUCGUAAACAAAUUCAACAAUGGGUCUAUGAUUUAUCCAACUCGAAUGAGAUUUUGGAACGUUGGCUAUUGGUGCAGAAUAUGUGGGUUUAUUUAGAGGCUGUCUUUGUAGGUGGUGACAUUGCUAAACAGCUUCCGAAAGAAGCCAAGAGAUUCUCUAAAAUCGACAAAUCCUGGCAAAAGAUAAUGCAACGUGCACAUGAGACACCGGGUGUGGUUGCAUGUUGUGUCGGUGACGAUCUUCUUAAACAGCUGUUACCUCAUUUGCAGGAACAGUUGGAAAUAUGUCAGAAAUCACUGAGUGGCUAUUUGGAACGCAAACGAAUGAUGUUUCCACGUUUCUUUUUUGUUUCUGAUCCAGCACUCUUAGAGAUACUGGGCCAGGCUUCCGAUUCACAUACCAUACAAAAUCAUUUACUAUCCAUUUUCGAUAAUACGCGCAAAGUGAAAUUCCAUGACAUUGAAUACAACAAGAUGAUGGCAAUCAUCUCUAGUGAGGGUGAGAUGAUACAAUUAGAUCGCGCGAUUCGUGCUGAGGGUUCCGUCGAGACAUGGCUAACUCAGUUGCUGGUCACCGCACAGCAGUCAUUGCAUUCGAUUAUCCGCACCGCUUAUGCAACAAUAAAUGAUCCAAAUUUCACCUUGUUGGGAUUUUUAGAGAAAGUCCCAGCGCAAAUUGGUCUUUUGGGUAUACAAAUGAUUUGGACACGCGACGCGGAAAUGGCGCUGAUGCAGGCCAGGCAUGAGAGGAAAGUCAUGUCGGAGACGAAUAAUAAGUUUCUUGAAAUUCUAAACACGCUAAUUGAUCAAACCACAAGAAAUUUGACCAAAAUGGAGCGAACUAAUUUCGAAACCCUAAUUACCAUACAUGUACAUCAACGGGAUAUAUUCGAUAUAUUGUGCCGGAUGAACAUUAAAUCAGCAAACGAUUUUGAGUGGUUAAAACAGUGUCGUUUUUACUUCAAAGAGGACUUGGACAAAACUUGGAUUUCAGUAACAGAUGUAACCUUCACUUAUCAAAAUGAAUAUUUGGGCUGCACAGAUCGUUUGGUGAUCACGCCGCUAACAGAUCGUUGUUACAUCACACUCGCCCAAGCGCUAACACUGAGCAUGGGUGGCGCACCAUGUGGUCCAGCGGGUACCGGAAAAACGGAAACUGUAAAGGACAUGGGAAAGACGCUGGCUAAGUACGUGGUUGUAUUUAAUUGCUCCGACCAAAUGGAUUACAGGGGUCUCGGGCGUAUCUACAAGGGCUUGGCUCAGUCUGGCACGUGGGGCUGUUUUGAUGAGUUCAACCGCAUCGAACUUCCGGUCUUGUCGGUUGCAGCGCAACAAGUUGCAGUGGUAUUAACAGCCAAGAAGGAGAAAAAGAAAACAUUUAUAUUCACCGAUGGAGAUACGAUUGAGAUGAACCCUGAGUUUGGCAUAUUUAUAACAAUGAAUCCUGGCUACGCUGGCAGAAAAGAAUUACCUGAAAAUUUGAAAAUACAAUUUCGCACUGUCGCGAUGAUGGUGCCAGACCGGCAAAUAAUAAUACGUGUCAAGUUGGCUUCAUGUGGCUUUUUGGAGAAUAUUACACUGGCGAGAAAAUUUUACACACUUUAUAAACUGUGUGAGGAGCAGUUAACUAAGCAGGUGCAUUAUGAUUUUGGUUUGAGAAACAUUUUAUCGGUACUGCGUACUUUGGGUGCUGCCAAGCGGAGAAACUCGAAGGAUGGCGAGAGUACGAUUGUGAUGCGUGUCCUACGCGAUAUGAAUCUCUCGAAGUUGAUUGAUGAAGACGAACCGUUAUUCAUGUCGCUGGUGUCGGAUUUGUUUCCCAAUCAGACACUCGAAAAGACCAAUUAUCCAGAACUUGAAGCAGCUAUUGCUCAGCAGACGGAAGAAGCUAAUUUGGUCUACCAUCCUCCAUGGGUUCUCAAAUUAAUACAACUAUACGAAACCCAAACUGUUCGACAUGGUAUUAUGACAUUGGGUCCCAGUGGCGCUGGUAAGACAACAUGCAUCCAUACACUAAUGAAGGCACUCACUCAAAUGGGUGACAAUCAUCGCGAGAUGCGUAUGAAUCCAAAGGCUAUAACGGCUGCUCAAAUGUUUGGCCGUUUAGAUGUGGCUACCAAUGACUGGACCGAUGGCAUAUUUUCGGCUUUGUGGCGCAAAACGCUCAAAUUAAAAAGUGGCGAACAUAUUUGGCUCGUGCUCGAUGGUCCUGUAGAUAGUAUUUGGAUUGAAAAUUUGAACUCAGUUCUAGAUGAUAACAAGACAUUGACGUUGGCAAAUGGCGAUCGUCUUACUAUGGCGCCAACUGUAAAAAUAAUUUUCGAACCUCACAACAUUGACAACGCGUCACCGGCAACUGUGUCCCGGAAUGGAAUGGUGUACAUGAGUUCCUCAGGGUUAGAUUCCAGACCGAUUGUACAAGCUUGGCUAAAGAACCGCGCACCUGGUGAAAAAUCAGUUUUUUGGGCUCUCUUCGAGCAAACUUUCAUUCAGGUUUACAACUGGGGCACACAAAACCUUAAACUUUUGAUGUCGGUGUUGCAAUGCAAUAUAGUACGACAGAUGCUAUCGAUUUUAGAGGGCUUGGUGCCGGUAAAGAAGGAGGAGGAACAAGCUGUCAGCCUUUCAAGUAAAGAAACAAAUGACGCAGCAAAAGCGGGAAAACACAAAAUCAUAGCGAAGGUGAAUGAAAUUAACCAGGAGCGUCGAAACUCCGCCGCCAGCGGGGAUGGCGACGAGCUUCCCGAGGAACCGGCUGUAGAGGAGAAGGAAGAUACAUGCACACCCGAACAUUUGCAUCGACUAUAUAUCUUUGCGCUAGCUUGGGGUCUCGGGGGAUAUCUCAGUGCCGCUGACCGCAUUCGUCUGGAUUUAUAUAUUAAAGAAGCUUUCCCCCAGUUGGACUACGCGCAGGCGACUAGCACCGAAAGUAGUAUUUUCGAUUUCUUCGUUUCCGAAGCAGGCACGUGGCAGGCAUGGAAGACACUGGUCACUCCAUAUAUGUAUCCAGAGUUAUCUACACCAGACUAUCUAAAUAUUCUGGUGCCCAUCAUUGAUAAUGUACGUAUGGAUUACCUAAUCGCUACCAUUGCGAAUCAGGAAAGUGCUGUAAUGUUGAUCGGCGAACAGGGUACUGGAAAGACGGUGAUAAUGAAGAACUUUAUGAGGAAAAUGAAUCCGGAGGCUUAUAUGGGCCGCUCUUUCAAUUUUUCAUCGGCCACCAGUCCAUACCAAUUUCAACGUACUAUCGAGAGUUAUGUGGAGAAACGUGUUGGGGUUACUUUUGGUCCUCCAGGAGGACGUAAAUUGAUUGUGUUUAUUGAUGAUGUCAAUUUGCCAGAGAUAAAUGAAUGGGGCGAUCAAGUGACGAAUGAAAUUGUUCGCCAAAGUAUGGAUAUGAAAGGCUUUUACAGUUUGGAGAAGCCUGGCGAUUUUACGACAGUAGUGGAUGUUCAAUAUGUUGCCGCAAUGGGUUUGCCAGGUGGUGGCCGUAACGACAUACCUUCGCGAUUAAAACGACAAUUUUGUGUGUUUAAUUGCAAUAUUCCGGAUGAUGAGUCGAUUGAUAAAAUAUUUCGUGUUAUUGGUGAAGGGCAUUAUAAUGCCAAACGUGGGUUUACGUCGGAGGUACGUAGUUUAGUCAAGAAGUUAAUUGUUGUGACUCGUCAUUUGUGGCAGCGAACGCGUGAGAAACUUUUACCCACACCUGCCAAAUUUCAUUAUGUGUUUAGCUUACGUGACUUAUCGCGGAUAUGGCAAGGUAUGGUGGGGACUUUGUCAACUGUUAUAACAGCAGAUAGCGUGCUCAUGUCAUUGUGGAAACAUGAAUGCACACGGGUAUUUGCAGACCGUUUUACGACUUUUCAGGAUAAAGAGUGGUUUAGUUCGGAGUUAGCUUGUCUUGUGCGUGAGGAGCUUGGUGAAGCUUACUCGCAGAUGAUUAUUCCGAACCCGGUGUUUGUAGAUUUCAUGCGCGAUGCACCUGAACCAACGGGUGAGGAGGGAGAGGACGCUGAUAUGGAGUUACCCAAAGUUUACGAACCGGUGAAUUCUCAUGAAGUGCUCCGGGAGCGUCUCGUUAUGUUCCUCGCACAGUUUAAUGAAAUGGUACGAGGCUCUGGGAUGGAUCUGGUUUUCUUCCCUGAUGCUAUGCUGCAUUUGGUGAAGAUCUCUCGAAUCAUUCGGCAUCCGAGGGGAAACGUCAUGCUUGUCGGGGUCGGUGGAUCGGGUAAACAAUCAUUGACAAAAUUGGCAUCAUUUAUAGCUGGCUACAAAACAUUCCAAAUUGCUUUGACACGGUCGUAUAAUGUAGCCAACUUUCUGGAGGACUUAAAAUUAUUAUAUCGCACCUGUGGUGUUCAAGGCAAAGGAACAACGUUUUUAUUUACUGAUAUGGACAUUAAAGAAGAGGGAUUCCUUGAAUACCUCAACAAUAUAUUAUCAUCUGGUGUGAUAUCAAAUCUAUUUUCUCGAGACGAACAAGCUGAAAUUGUACAAGAAUUGACUCCGGUUAUGAAACGAGAAAAUCAGCGAAAAACAGCGACCCCGGAAAGUGUGAUGGAGUUUUUCUUGGCCCGCACAUGCGCCAAUCUUCAUGUGGCUUUUUGUUUCUCGCCAGUUGGUGAAACAUUCCGAUCGAGGGUGCAACGUUUUCCGGCAUUGGUGUCCGGAUGCACUAUCGAUUGGUUCCAGCCGUGGCCAAAGGAUGCACUCGUCUCGGUGGCAAGACACUUUCUGAGUGACUUUGAAAUUGAGUGUACACCGGCAGUGAAGGAAGAGUUGGUCAAUGCGCUCGGCUCUAUUCAAGAUAUAGUCGCGGAAACAUCGUUAGAAUAUUUCCAGCGUUUUAGACGUGCAACACACGUGACACCGAAGUCAUAUUUGAAUUUCAUUGCUGGUUACAAAAAUAUAUAUCAGCAAACACAGAAAGAAUUGCGAGAUGGUGCAGAAAAGAUGGACACUGGGUUGGAGAAGUUAAAGGAAGCCUCCGCUUCAGUUGAAAUACUGAAAAAGGACUUGGUGGUAAUGGAAGAGGAGUUGGUGGAGGCCUCCAAAAAUGCCGAAUCUGUGUUAGUGGAAGUUACCGAAAGAGCAAUGCAAGCCGAAAUCGUGAAAAAUCAAGUUCUCAUUGUAAAAGACAAAGCCGAGGCAUUAGUUGCAUGCAUUGCACAAGAAAAAGCACUUGCCGAGGAAAAGUUAGAGGCUGCCAAGCCGGCGCUGGAAGAGGCCGAAAUGGCAUUGAAUACAAUAAAACCAGCGCACAUUGCAACAGUACGCAAGUUGGGUCGACCGCCACAUUUAAUUAUGAGAAUCAUGGAUUGUGUUCUGAUUUUAUUCAAAAGAAAAUUACAUCCUUGCAUACCGGAUUCUGGAACACCGUGUCCGAAGCCAUCUUGGCAAGAAUCCUUAAAGAUGAUGGCCAGCGCAACGUUUCUCCUACAAUUACAAAAUUAUCCAAAGGAUACAAUAAAUGAUGAAAUGAUCGAUUUACUUCAGCCGUACUUUCGCAUGGAAGACUAUAAUAUGGACAUGGCAAGGCGGGUUUGCGGAGACGUUGCUGGAUUGUUGUCUUGGACCAAAGCUAUGUCAUUCUUCCACAGUGUUAACAAAGAAGUGCUGCCACUAAAGACAAAUCUAACUUUGCAGGAGGCGCGAUUAAAGUUAGCUAUGGAUGACUUGGCUGGCGCUGAAGAGCAGUUAAGAGAGCGUGAAGAAGCACUACAGGCUGUCAAAAAUCAGUACGAUAAAGCCGUUGGUGAGAAACAAAGACUCACUGAUGCUGCCAAUGUAUGUCUACGAAAAAUGACUGCAGCUACAGCAUUAAUAAAUGGGCUUUCAGAUGAAAAGCAUCGCUGGACAAAUCAGAGCAAAGAGUUUAAAAUACAGCUUGGAAAGCUGGUCGGUGACGUUUUGCUAGCGACAGGCUUUCUUUCGUAUUGCGGUCCAUAUAAUCAGGAGUUUCGUGCAAAUUUAAUUAGAACAUGGAUGGGCAUUCUAAAACAAAAAAAUAUUCCAUUCACGACGGGUUUGAACAUUAUUAAUAUGCUCGUUGAUUCAUCCACAGUGUCGGAAUGGACUUUGCAGGGGCUGCCAAAUGAUGAGUUGUCGGUACAGAAUGCCUUGAUUGCUACAAAAUCAAGCAGUUAUCCACUAUUGGUAGAUCCCCAGACACAGGGAAAACUUUGGAUAAAAUCAAAAGAGGGUGAAAACGAAUUACAGAUUACAUCCUUAAAUCACAAGUAUUUCAGAACACAUUUAGAAGACUCAUUGUCGCUUGGACGACCACUGUUAAUUGAGGACGUCGGCACCGAGCUGGAUCCAGUGCUCGACAAUGUGUUGGAGAAGAACUUCAUCAAGUCGGGUAGUAUAGAGAAAGUGUUGGUGGGCGACAAGGAGUGUGAUGUAAUGCCUGGUUUUAUGUUAUAUAUAACUACGAAAUUACCAAAUCCCGCGUUUAGUCCGGAGAUAAGCGCCAAAACAUCCAUCAUUGACUUUACUGUCACAAUGCGAGGCCUCGAGGAUCAACUUUUAGGAAGAGUGAUUCUUAUGGAGAAAUCAGAUUUGGAAGCUGAACGUGUCGCUCUCUUCGAAACCGUUAUGACAAAUCAACGCAAAAUGAAGGAAUUAGAGGCAAAUUUGUUAUACCGUCUUAGUUCUUCUCAAGGAUCUCUGGUUGAUGACGAAGCCUUAAUUGAGGUACUACGAGUUACAAAAACAACUUCCGAAGAAGUUAAUCAAAAAUUAAAAAUUUCCGAAAUAACUGAACGAAAGAUAAUGAAGGCUCGGGAAGAGUUCCGUGCCGUGGCCGCCCGCGGCUCAGUACUUUACUUCUUGAUUGUUGAGAUGAGUAAUGUGAAUGUUAUGUAUCAAAAUUCUUUGAAACAAUUUUUGGUUAUUUUCAAUAAUUCAAUCACCAAAUCUACGAAAUCAAAUGUAACUGAGGAACGUAUACUUAUUAUUUUACGCUAUCUGACCUAUGAGGUCUACAAGUUUACAAAUCGCAGCUUAUAUGAACGUCAUAAGCAGUUGUUCACCUUAAUGCUGGCUAUUAAAAUCGACUACCACAACGGCAAUGUGACUCAUGAGGAGUUUAUGUCGUUUGUUAAAGGUGGUGCUUCGCUUGACCUAAAUGCUGUCACGCCGAAACCAUUCCGCUGGAUCUUGGACAUAACAUGGUUGAAUUUAGUGGAGAUAAGCAAGUUGGAAACAUUUUCAAAUGUUCUGACACUAAUUGAGUUAAACGAAAAGGAAUGGCGUGUUUGGUAUGAAGCUGAGAAGCCGGAGAAUGAGGAAAUUCCAUGUGGCUAUCAGACAUCUUUAGAUGGCUUUCGAAAAUUAUUAUUGGUGCGUUCUUGGUGUCCGGAUCGUACGAUUUCACAAGCGAAAAAGUAUAUAGAGGAGUCUUUGGGCCCUGAGUACAGCGAGAUGCAGAUUUUAGAUCUUGAAGUGACUUGGGGAGAAUCAGAGCCACGCACGCCGUUCGUUUGUCUGCUGUCUAUUGGAUCCGAUCCUACGACACAAAUUGCCGCAUUGGCCAAACAAAAAGGCAUACCUUUGAAAUCGGUUUCAAUGGGGCAGGGACAAGAAUUCCACGCACGCAAAAUGAUAAUGGACUCAAUGUCCGGCGGUGGCUGGGUGUUAUUGCAGAAUGUUCAUCUCUCGUUGCCUUUCUGCGCGGAAGUCAUUGAUAUGCUCGUAGAGACGGAACACAUCGAUGAAACGUUCCGAAUGUGGGUGACCACAGAACCGCAUGCAGAUUUUCCAAUCGGCUUACUUCAAAUGGCCAUAAAAUUCACCAAUGAGCCACCGCAAGGCAUACGAGCCAGUUUGAAGCGCAGCUACCAGGCUUUCACUCAGGACUUUCUCGAUUACACCGCAGCGUCACAAUGGCCACCAUUGCUAUACACUGUAGCCUUUUUGCACACAAUCGUUCAAGAACGGAGGAAAUUUGGUCCGCUUGGUUGGAAUGUGCCAUAUGAGUUUAAUCAGGCAGACUUUGCGGCGAGCGUGCAGUUCGUACAGAAUCACUUGGAUGAGAUGGAUCCAAAGAAGGGAGUCUCAUGGCAAACGCUUGUCUACAUGAUUGGAGAGGUUCAAUAUGGUGGGCGUGUGACUGAUGAUUUUGAUAAGAGACUGCUGACCACUUUUACCGCGGUGUGGUUUUGUGAGGGGCUUUUAAGUAACUCAUUCGAAUUCUACAAGGGAUACAAAGUGCCGAAUACGAAGAGUUUGCAAGGAUUCGUCGAUUAUAUAAACAGCUUGCCUGCUUAUGAUACGCCAGAGGUGUUUGGCUUGCAUUCCAAUGCUGACAUCACGUAUCAAAUUAAUUCAGCCAAAGGUAUUUUGGACACCAUACUGAGCGUGCAGCCAAAAGAGGGAGGCGGGGGCGGUGGUGAGACACGCGAGAGCAUUGUUUAUCAGCUGGCCGACGACAUGCUGCGAAAGCUUCCGCCUCAGUAUAACGCCUACGAAGUGCGUGAGAACCUACUUCGCAUGGGAAUUCUUCUACCGAUGAACAUCUUUCUCAGGCAAGAAAUUGAUCGCAUGCAGAAAGUGAUUAAGAAAGUAUACACAUGCUUGUGCGACCUGAAAUUGGCAAUUGAUGGCACAAUCGUGAUGAGUCCAGCCCUGAAGGAGUCCUUGGAUGCCAUGUAUGAUGCACGCAUACCGGAAUCUUGGAUGAAGAUAUCUUGGGAAUCGACAACUCUAGGCUUCUGGUACACGGAGCUGUUGGAACGAAAUGCGCAAUUUCGCACUUGGAUAUCAACAGAUAGACCGAAAGUAUUUUGGAUGACGGGCUUCUUUAAUCCCCAAGGAUUUUUAACAGCUAUGCGGCAGGAAGUGACACGCGCACACAAAGGCUGGGCACUGGACUCGGUUGUACUGCAAAAUCAAAUAACACGCUAUAAUAAGGAAGACAUCUCCGAAUACCCCACCGAGGGUGUCUACGUGCAUGGGCUAUUUCUAGAAGGUGCUUCGCUGGAUCGACGCAGUGGCAAGUUGGUUGAGUCCAAGAUGAAAGUACUCUAUGAACAAAUGCCGGUAAUCUACAUAUAUGCUAUUAACACAACAGCUGGGAAGGACCCUAAGCUUUAUGAGUGCCCGAUUUAUCGAAAACCACAACGAACCGAUGCCAAAUAUGUUGGCUCAAUUGACUUUGAGACGGAUUUCAAUCCGAAGCAUUGGACGUUGCGUGGCGUUGCUUUGCUCUGUGACAUUAAAUAAUCGAAAUGCUUCGGACAUUUCACGUUAGCUUUUGGGUUGUUCGCGCCGGCAGUAAGGAAUGUAUUUGUAUCAUGAUUGUUACGUUGGCAGUCACGAGCUUCCUGCUUUUAGUUUAAGUUUAUGUGCUAUUUGAGCGUAAAUAUAGUAGAUGCUACGUAUGAUAAUGGUGAGGUCUUUAUAAUGGACUUUGUAUGCAAUGUCCAACUUUGUAAAUCGAAUUGUAACGAAAUGGUACAUACAUACGUAUAAGUAGAAGUUGUCUAUGUAUAAAAUAAAAUAGUUUGGGAACGAGAAAA